This is a messenger RNA of Pelobates cultripes (western spadefoot toad), 691 nucleotides long. The record is from the annotation of a GenBank genome assembly. NCBI's taxonomy places the organism in Eukaryota, Metazoa, Chordata, Amphibia, Anura, Pelobatidae.
AUGUCAGGGUCAAAAAUCCCAAAGAAUCUCUUCCGCCUGUUUGUGUGCUGUGUGGCAGGUAGUCCACUCGACGUUUUCAAGUCUCAUGAGAAGCAUCCACCAACAUCCGCCAAAAUGGUGAACUUCACGGUAGACCAGAUUCGCAACAUCAUGGACAAGAAGGUGAACAUUCACAAUAUGUCAGUCAUUGCCCAUGUCGACCAUGGCAAGUCCUCUCUGACUGACUCUCUUGUAUGUAAAGCUGGAAUCAUGGCAUCAUCUUGUGCGGGUAAAACUUGCUUCACAGAUACCCAUAAACAUGAGCAGGAAUGAUGUAUUACAAUCAAAUCUACAGUAAUUUCCCUCUUCUAUGAACUAUCUGAGAAUGAUUUGGCCUUUAUUAAGCAAAGUAAAAAUGGGGCUAGUUUCCUUAUCAACUUAAUUGACUCUCCACGUGGACUUUUCCUCUGAAGUUACAGCAGCUCUGCGUGUUACUGACGGUGCCCUUGUUGUGGUGGACUGUGUGUCUGGUGUAUGUGUGCAGAUUGAAACUGUACUCCAUCAAGCAAUUGCUGAAAGUAUCCGCCCUGUCUUGAUGAUGAACAAAAUGGACCGUGCACUUUUGGAACUGCAACUAGAGCAAGAAGAGCUUUAUCAGACCUUCCAGCAUAUAUGUGGAGAACGUAAAUGUUAUCAUAUCCAACUAUGGUGA